GGCCAGUGGAAGGCGCGGGCAGCGGCGGCUCCGAGUGGCCGCUGCGGUGGGCUGUGCCACAGUCUCCUCCCUUUGGUCGGCCGCAGGUUGGUGGCAGGAGGAGGGGACCGCUGCGGGCGCGGGGAGGGGGCGUCGCACCGCCGGGGCCAUGGCGGAGCCGGGAAGCCGCGAGCCCGACACCCGGGCCUGUAGCCCAAGUGUCACUGCCAUGGCCCCACCGCAGCUCUUCCGCGCACUCGUGUCGGUGCAGUGGGUGGCCGAGGCGCUGCGGGCUCCGCGCGCGGGGCAGCCCUUGCAGCUGCUGGACGCCUCCUGGUACCUGCCCAAGCUGGGCCGCGACGCGCGCCACGAGUUCGAGGAGCGCCACAUCCCAGGCGCCGCCUUCUUCGACAUCGACCAGUGUAGCGACCGCACAUCGCCCUACGACCACAUGCUGCCAGGCACCGCACACUUCGCCGAGUACGCUGGCCGCCUGGGCGUGGGCGCGACCACGCACGUGGUGGUCUACGACGCCAGCGACCAGGGCCUCUACUCCGCCCCGCGCGUCUGGUGGAUGUUCCGCGCCUUCGGCCACUCAGCUGUGUCGCUGCUCGACGGCGGCCUCCGCCAAUGGCUGCGCCAGGGCCUCCCGCUCAGCUCAGGCAAGAGCCACACCGCACCCGCCGAGUUCCGCGCUGAGCUCGACCCCACCUUCGUCAAGACGUACGAGGACAUCAAGGAGAACCUGGAAUCCCAGCGCUUCCAGGUGGUGGACGCCCGCGCCGCUGGCAGGUUCCGCGGCGUCGAGCCGGAGCCCCGAGACGGCAUCGAACCCGGCCACAUUCCCAGCACCAUAAACAUCCCCUUCACAGACUUCCUGACUGAGGAGGGCCUGGAGAAGAGCCCUGAAGAGAUCCGUCGCCUGUUCCAGGAGAAGAAAGUGGACCUGUCCCAGCCACUGGUGGCCACAUGUGGCUCUGGUGUCACAGCCUGCCAUGUGGCCCUGGGGGCCUACCUCUGUGGCAAGCCUGAUGUGCCCAUCUACGAUGGCUCCUGGGUAGAGUGGUACAUGCGGGCCCAGCCUGAGGAUGUCAUUUCUGAGGGCCGGGGAAAGACCCACUGACGCUGGGCAGGACACAGGCCUGGUUGUUUGGACUCUGUUUUAAUCAACAGAGUGUUUCUUUAUCCAACUCAAGUGCCAUUUGGGGUGACCUCCCAGAGGCCAGGAAUUCCGUUGACUCGUGGGCUGCCGGUGGAGCUGGGAGAGAAGGCAGAGAGCAGACACUGAUGGGGGAGGACAGAACUCCCCACUACCCCGCACAGUGCUCAGCUGAAGCCCUGCCUCCCUUCUCUUUUGAGGAAAUAAAAGAGCCAAGUACUAAA
Messenger RNA from Nycticebus coucang (slow loris), 1362 nucleotides. RefSeq names its product mercaptopyruvate sulfurtransferase (gene MPST). Gene Ontology annotation, molecular function: thiosulfate-cyanide sulfurtransferase activity. Lineage: Eukaryota; Metazoa; Chordata; Mammalia; Primates; Lorisidae. The record is from RefSeq and is a predicted model, not a curated record. Bases 149 to 1102 code for a protein of 317 amino acids. Gene Ontology annotation, biological process: transsulfuration. The transcript has 3 exons. Gene Ontology annotation, cellular component: mitochondrion.